Merops nubicus (carmine bee-eater) is the source of this 197-nucleotide messenger RNA. RefSeq names its product LIM/homeobox protein Lhx6-like. Gene Ontology annotation, biological process: neuron differentiation; regulation of transcription by RNA polymerase II; forebrain neuron development. The transcript is spliced from 2 exons. Gene Ontology annotation, molecular function: DNA-binding transcription factor activity, RNA polymerase II-specific; RNA polymerase II transcription regulatory region sequence-specific DNA binding. The annotation marks the transcript as partial. Gene Ontology annotation, cellular component: nucleus. The record is from RefSeq and is a predicted model, not a curated record. Lineage: Eukaryota; Metazoa; Chordata; Aves; Coraciiformes; Meropidae.
GCAACGGGAUCCCGCUGGAGGGGGCUGUGCCCUCGGAGCAGGACAGCCAGCCGAAGCCGGCCAAGAGAGCCCGCACCUCCUUCACCGCCGAGCAGCUGCAGGUCAUGCAGGCACAGUUUGCUCAGGACAACAACCCCGACGCACAAACGCUUCAGAAGCUGGCGGACAUGACGGGGCUGAGUCGAAGAGUCAUUCAG